CUGUCAUUAGUCAUUACUGGACUCCACAGCUCAUUCUCGUGAGCUCGAAACCCCAACCUCGGUCGAACUUAUGAUUCGCUGCCCAAAGUCCUAACAAAACCUCCAUUGUUCUUGUUCCUCUCCUUAAAUCUUCCUCCUUAGGGCUUCGAGUUUCUCACUUUGUCUUUGUAUUUUGAAGUUCUUCCUCCUUUUUUUUUUUUCUCUUCAUUUCCUUCCCACAUCUAUUGAUAUUGAAUCAGAGAUGAUUGAUUGCAGCUGACUUUAAGUCUUGAAGCAGUGGAAAAUUAAUCGCUCGUGGCGACAUUUUUUUCCUGCUAUUGAUGCGCUUCCGGUGUUAUAGAUUCUCUAGUGUUUUGUGUUAAAAUAGAUUUCUUUAUGAACCGGAUGGCAGAUCGUUUUUGGAUUGUUUUUUUGGCGACGCUUGCUUGUCUCAUUGGAGUUCUCAACGCUAGCCUUGGUGACUCAGAUCCAGUGUACAGGGCUUGUGUAGGGCAGUGUGAGGAGACUGGUUGUGUGGCAGACAAAUGCUUUCAGCACUGCAAAUUCUCAUCUAAUGGUGUCCCUGUUGAUGGUCCCUGGUACAUGCAAGAACCGCUUUACUUACGGUGGAAGCAGUGGGAUUGCCAGAGUGACUGUCGGUAUAACUGCAUGGUUAAUAGAGAGAAAGAAAGGGAGAUGGCUGGGAACAAGCCCGUCAAGUAUCAUGGGAAAUGGCCCUUCAAGCGUGUCUUUGGGUUCCAGGAGCCUGCUUCUGUGGCAUUUUCUGCAUUAAACCUUGCAGUGCAGUUUCAUGGUUGGGUGUCAUUUUUUAUCCUGCUGUACUACAAGUUGCCACUGAGGCAGAAUAAGAAAAUUUACUACGAGUAUACUGGCUUAAUGCACAUUUUUGGAGUCCUGUCAAUGAACUCCUGGUUCUGGUCUGCUUUCUUUCACAGUCGAGAUGUGGAUCUAACUGAGAAGUUAGAUUACUCUUCGGCAGUGGUAUUACUGGGGUACAUGCUUAUCCUGGCUAUCCUACGAACUUUCAGUGUGAGGGAUGAGGCUACCAGAGUGAUGGUUUCUGCUCCAUUAAUUGCAUUUGUGUUAACCCACGUACUAUAUCUCAACUUCUAUCUAUUUGACUAUGGAUGGAACAUGAAGGUCUGCGGUGUAAUGGGUGUAGCUCAGCUUCUACUGUGGGCAUUCUGGGCUGGCAUAACGCACCAUCCCUCACGGUGGAAGCUGUGGGUGGUUGUCAUUGGAGGAGGGUUGGCAAUGUUAUUGGAGUUUUAUGAUUUCCCUCCCUAUUGGGGAUAUCUGGACGCUCAUGCCCUCUGGCAUGCAUCCACCAUCCCCAUCGGCUACCUUUGGUGGAGCUUCAUCAGAGAUGAUGCCGAGUACAGGACCAUGAGCCUCAUCAAGAAGGCAAAAUAGGCAAAUGCUGUCUUGACCUUGACCCUGAUGCAUGCAGCGAUUAUAUCAACAGUGGGUGUUACCAGUUAUGCCACUGCCACAGCUCUGCUUUGUUGUAAUAAUUGGAAUUACCUUCUUCCUUUUUUUUUUUAUGGGUAAAGCUUGUAAGAGUAAACUUUGUAGAAUUUUGUUGUGAGGUCUUUAGUGUCUAGUGUUUGGAGACCAGAUCUGUUUUAUGAAUAACAUUCCUAUCAUUUAUAGUUUGUUUUAUCGUCUAA
This is a messenger RNA of Macadamia integrifolia, 1670 nucleotides long. RefSeq names its product post-GPI attachment to proteins factor 3-like. The coding region runs from base 376 to 1413 and encodes 345 amino acids. The transcript is spliced from 5 exons. The record is from RefSeq and is a predicted model, not a curated record. Gene Ontology annotation, molecular function: hydrolase activity, acting on ester bonds. Gene Ontology annotation, biological process: GPI anchor biosynthetic process. Gene Ontology annotation, cellular component: endoplasmic reticulum membrane. Lineage: Eukaryota; Viridiplantae; Streptophyta; Magnoliopsida; Proteales; Proteaceae.